This is a messenger RNA of Hippocampus comes (tiger tail seahorse), 1356 nucleotides long. RefSeq names its product charged multivesicular body protein 1A (gene chmp1a). The transcript has 7 exons. Gene Ontology annotation, biological process: vacuolar transport. The record is from RefSeq and is a predicted model, not a curated record. The coding region runs from base 114 to 710 and encodes 198 amino acids. NCBI's taxonomy places the organism in Eukaryota, Metazoa, Chordata, Actinopteri, Syngnathiformes, Syngnathidae.
UAUGUGAUACGUCACCAGUUGACCAGGAAGUUCUGUGGAGUUGUCCGUCAAGCGAAACAACUAAAGGCGGUUAUUGUUCUUCGCCAAGAAACCAAAUAGGCCUGCGUUUUGAAAUGGACGACACGCUUUUCCAGUUAAAGUUCACCUCCAAACAACUGGAGAGACUAGCCAAAAAGGCAGAGAAGGAGUCUGAUAAGGAGAAAGCCAAGGUCAAAAAGGCCCUGCAACAGAAAAAUGUGGAAUGUGCUAAGGUUUAUGCUGAGAAUGCCAUCCGGAAAAAAAAUGAAGGUCUGAACUGGUUGCGCAUGGCAUCUCGAGUCGACGCUGUGGCCUCCAAAGUCCAGACCGCUGUCACAAUGAAAUCAGUGACUAAAAACAUGAGCCAGGUGACCAAGGCUCUUGACAAAGCGCUGAAUUCUAUGGAUCUUCAAAAGGUCUCUGCUGUCAUGGAUAAAUUUGAAAGCCAAGUCCAGAACCUUGAUGUCCACACCUCAGUAAUGGAGGACUCCAUGAGCUCUGCAAUGACACUGACAACACCACAAGAACAGGUGGAUGACUUGAUCCACCAAAUAGCGGAGGAAAGUGGCCUGGAGGUGAUGGACCAACUCAGCAAAUUGCCUGCAGGAGCCACCUCAGUGGGUGCAGAAAGUUCACGCAGCCAAGAGAAGGAAGACCAGCUUUCCAGACGGCUGGCUGCUCUGCGGAACUGAAAGGUCACUUAACUCAGCUGCGUGGGAAAAAAGACACACUUGAUGGUGGCAGUGGUGGUAUUUGUCCUGAGGUCUUCCUACAAGAAAGGAGUAUCAACCUUCACAUUUCCUUGUUUUGACCGAACGGUUGUGUGCCCCCACCCUUGUAUGCCAUUUGCAAAUUGAUUCCGGGUGUACUUUAACUGUGUAAUGACAACAAUAAAGAUGAAAACUUUUAAUUCACAAAAGCAACUUAAGUGAUUAUACGGGAGUGGGACGUAUUUUACUGUUGUGUACCUGGCUUUGGUCAGACAUUUUUGGCCUUUGUAUCUGUUUGGAAAAGCAGUUGGGUGUCUCCUCUCAUCACAUCCAUCCACGUUCCAAAUAUUACACUUCAGUGAGACAUGUUUGAUUUUAUUUGUUGUUAAUUAACACACAUGCCAUGAUCUCCAUCUUCUGCGUUAACUAACUUACUCUGGAUUGAAGUGCUUUAAAGUGCCUGAAGGACUAUUGAAAGAGACAGGUGCGAGCUGAACACUGUACACUUUUUGUCCAAGUAAGGAAGAGAUGUUUUGCCAACAGCACCUUAGCACGAGAACUGACGACAGCUUGCUCUGGGCGUCAGAUGAACACACAAUCAUGUUUUUAGUUUAGGGUUUUUUUGUUU